AUGCCGCCGGUCAUCAAGGGCAUACCGCCUUCUUCUGCGUCGCUGCGCGUUCCGCCCGCUGAGAAGGAGGAGGCUCUUCACUUCGAGGAUUUUCAAGAGGUGUGCCUUCUAGCUGCCAUGUACCUCUAUCCCAAUCCGGUGGUACCGCUGCCUGAAAGAUACCAGCAAUUGCUGAUGGACAUGCUCGAGGGCCUGAAAAAUCGCAUGGAGCCAAGCGGGCUUGCCGAGGAGCCCUCCCUGGACCAGUUGGCCGUGCAGGCACAUGGUGUCGAAGAGUGGGAUGCGAAAUCAAGGUCUUUCAAAGACUUGCAGGAAGGACUGCAGGCUUCGGCGGAAUCUCCGGAUGCCGCCUGGAGUCGAAAAACGAGACUCGAAGGAAAAGGUACCCUCAAAGUCCAGAGGAGUUCUGACAAGGACUGGCAAACGCCGGCUGUCAGGAGAGGGUGCUGGGAGGCCUUUGGAGCACCGGAGACCCGGGUGUCCGCUUUGACGUCCAUCAAGAUCACUGCAGGCUCUUUAGAAGGGCUGGGCCUGCCGAAUGGGUCGAAGUUGGUGUCGGUUCUGGCUUUGCUAAAAGCCUCCAAGCGCUUGGGCCUUCAGCUGGAUGCUGCCGACGUCAAGAAGCGACGAUCCGAGAUCGGGAGGGAGGCGAUGCACAGGCGACGGUCCUCUGCCAUGGUCAAGGUCAAGUUCAUGGCAGACCGCCGGCCUGGACGCGCAAGCAUGCUCAACAGUUUGCUGCCAAGUGAGAGCCCACAGCCGAGCCGCAUGGCGGUGCUCGCCAUCGAAGGGCACAAGAAGCUCGAGGCCGCACAGCAGGAACUUUACGAUGCCUUCAGUGCCUGCUUUAAGACGGUCAAUGGCAGAAGUGUCGAGACAUGGCAGCCACAUGAGACAAUCAUGCUUUGCAAUGACACGACAUUCUUCGAUUUGACAGGAAUGGUGUCAAGACCCCGACGUGCACAGAAAAGCAGGGUCGUUGCCAAUGCUGCGAGAAUGCUUGCCACUGGCAUUACCUCCGACCCCACGGUGUUCCGAAUUCUGGCGCCGACGGCCAUCUUGGGAUAUGGGUUUCCUGAAGCUCCUUUCGAUGUGGCGGUGCGCGAGCAUGCCUUCAAUCUCAUUGCGGUAGAUGCCGGCUCCAUCGAUCCGGGACCUUACUACCUGGCAUCUCGCUCAUCGUUCACAUCGCUAGAUCAUGUCCUGCGAGACCUUCGUCUGAUGCUUCAGGGUGUCCGCCAGCAGGCAAGUAUGGGGCAGCGCUGCAAGCUGAUCGUGGGCUCAGCUGGGGGCUGUGGCACCAACAACCAGGUUGAGCUGCUUGCUCGCGAAGCUCGGAGGAUGAUGGCAGAGAUAGGCCUGGUCGCUCCAAUAGCGACAGUCCAGAGUGAGCUGCAAGCUGUGCAGCUGGCCGGGCGACAGCUGACACCUCUGGGCCUUAUGCCUGCCAUUGGCACAGAUGCCUUGGAAGGCUCGGUGAUCGUGGCGCAGAUGGGUCUGGAGCCCAUCAUGUCGGCGCUGGGACAUGCUGACAUAGUGCUGUGUGGACGUGCUUAUGACCCUGCUGUCUUUGCUGCUGAGCCCAUACGAUGCGGAUUUCCUGCUUCAGCCGCGCUGCACGCCGCCAAAGUGCUCGAGUGCGGCGCAAUUGCAACCGUGCCUGGAAGUGGCAGCGACUGCCUCGUUGCAGAACUGGACAGAGGCCAGGCAACAGCAAGGUUCUGGGCGCCGAACAGGAAGAGACAAGCCACAGCUCUGAGUGUCGCUGCGCACACUCUCUACGAGAAGAGCCACCCUCAUCUCUUCGGCUUGCCUGGUGGUGUAUUGAGCACCAAGCACGCGGUCUUCAAGCAGCGCGGCCGGGUUGUGGAAGUGGAGGGCACGAAGCUCACAAGGGUGCCACCCGCAGUGAAGCUGGAAGGAGCUAGGGUGCGUGGGUUCCGCACAGUUGCCAUUGACUUCCUUCCCGGCACGGCGGAUGUGGAACCAUCCGAUAGCACGAUGGUGUACGGGAGGAACGGUGUCGAGGAUUCCUGGGUCAACUCUGGUGAAGAGCUCGGUAUUCUGGUCACCGUUUCUGGAGGGGGCAUCGAAAGGAACAGAUCACAUUUGGCCCUCCUCCGUGCCACGUUGCUGCACUGGGGCUUUGAUGGCCGGAAAGCCACGGCUGGGAACUUGGCAUUUCCAUUCUCACCAUCCGACCUUCAAUUUGGUGACGAGGGAGUUCUGACAAUUUGUGGCACAAGAGAUCCGAGCUUUAUCUCACGGUGGCAAGAGAUUCUAAAGGAGGUGGAAGACUACGUCCAGAGCCUCUCAUGCCAAGAGGGCCUGACUGUUCGCUUCGUUGCUGCGGGUCUGCAGGGUCAGCAUCUUCUUCAGUGCCGCGAGGUUGUUGCAAGCACUGCAGCAGCAGCACGCACGCAGCUUCAAGCAGAUCCAAGAGCGAUCGAAAGCUGGCUGUGCCAUGGAAGCGUUGCAGCCGACUACACAGUCCAUCAUCUGCUCGAUCUAGACGAGAAGCUCUUGCGCGAUCUCUUCCCAAUCCGUGUACUGCACAGCGAUGGCUCAGAAGAGGAUGUGGAGGCAACCCUGUUGCCUUGGGAUGCUCCUCCGACUGCUUCGUCGGCAGAGGCAUACCAAGACUGGGAGUCUUCUGCGAAGCCUUCAGGGUGGCGAGUGGCUGGGUGCAAUCUCGGAGACCUGGCGAAAGUGGUGCGUUCCAAGAACGCCGGCGUAAAUGAAAUUACCUACGACUUAAUGUUUGCCGAUGAGGAGUCUUACAAUUAUGCCAAAAGCAGUCCAGCACUGGAUGCUUCUGCAGUUCCGUUGCAAAAUAUUUUGGGCAUCUUUUGCGAUGACACGUGCUGGGCCAUCAAGAUCACAUGUGCCCGGCAGGUUCUUGCCGGCAGUGCCGGUGAUCGUGAUGUUUACGGCGCACAGCAGCACAGCCGGCUCUUGUCCGUUCAGCUUUGA
Symbiodinium necroappetens is the source of this 2973-nucleotide messenger RNA. NCBI's taxonomy places the organism in Eukaryota, Dinophyceae, Suessiales, Symbiodiniaceae. The record is from the annotation of a GenBank genome assembly.